Molecule: messenger RNA, 1902 nt
Organism: Fonsecaea multimorphosa CBS 102226
Lineage: Eukaryota; Fungi; Ascomycota; Eurotiomycetes; Chaetothyriales; Herpotrichiellaceae
Exons: 1
Coding region: 1-1902 (633 amino acids)
Source: RefSeq, a predicted model, not a curated record
AUGCCUUUACCUUCGAGGGAGGUCCUUACCCUCCGUUUGAUUUUUGACUGUGAUGGAGACGAAGAGGAAGAACAUGAUGCCAUUUCCAAAGAACCCUCACACCCCUCGCCGCUGCUUCGUCUGCCCGUUGAGCUUCGCCUCAAGAUCCUCCGCUACCUCCUCCGCAUAGAUCGCAACCGCAAGGCUCACACUCGCCGCCCGCCGCCAAAUAGCAUCUCCGAAUUGCUCUACCUGAAUCCAAGGCGUAUUCUCGAAGCCGCACCUUUCAAGCACAAGGGAAAUCAAGAGAUCAAUGGAAGUCCGCCAGUCAUAAACAGCUGCCACUUACACCCCGCCAUUCUGAAAACAUGCAGACAACUUUACUUGGAGGCCAAGACGGUGUUGUACAUGGAGAACAAGGUGGUUGGUCUUCAGUCGGGCAUCCGAGGGCUCGGUGCGAAGUUGAAAAACUACGGCAUCCCAGUCUUCGGCCCUUUCCCAUCGUCCAGGCUAGUCAGUGCGCCAUAUGAUGCAUCGCAAUCUUUUCAGUCCAGAUUUGACCCUGUUAUGCUUUUCAGUGGUGGCAAUACCAAGUCGGAUGCUCCCUUCUAUAUCUGCAGCUACAAGGACUCGGCGGACUUUAUGCACGCUCUAUGGAUCAUGGUCAAAUGUCCCUUUGCGCGAGGCAUGGGAUACAAUCUUUCACUAUCAGCAGAGCCACGAUAUCGUUAUGGCAACCGAACUGACAGUUUUGUAAAGUUUGCUGUUCUGCCAUGGCUGCACACACACAUCAACUCGAUCACCUUUCAUAGUCCGGCUCCAGAAACCGCAUCAGUGGGCAAGGCACAGGUAAACUCUGACACGUGCAACAGCCGAGUCACAUCUCUUCGUGACGAGCUUGCAAAACAUGUUCUCGCAAGCAAAAACGAACCCAAUCUUCACACUUACAAAGCCAUCUGUGCUUAUCUUGAGCAGGUCCUGCUUCAAGGUGAGAUUUGCGUCGAUCAAGGAAAUUUUGUCAGUGGCGAGCUGCUGUUUGAGCGCGUGUGCUACGAGGCAUCCAGUAUUGUGCGAACUCGAACAAGCAAACUAGUGGAUGUGUCCUCGAAGAGCAAGGACGGCAUUAAUCGUGUGUGCAAGCUAAUUGCAGUCAGUGCAUACAGACUGUGCGAGCUUCGCAGCGGCGCUUUAGCCCGGCUUAUCACCAAAAGACUGCAGAAUUUACAGGCGAAAGGAGCGGCUGCCGCUGAGCCAAAACGCUGUGACGCCUGUCAGGCUAUCGAAAUCCCAAAGGAAGAAGAUGGCCAAUCUUCGGAUGACUCCGCAUCAGCUGUCCACGAAGACACCCAGUCUGUCGCAUCAAGUUCCGAGACGCGAACGAGCAUCAGUGAGGAAAGCGGCAAGAAGCCUGACGACGUCUCUGCAGGCCAGCAAUCCGACCCAACACAGCUAACAACGACAGCCUUGGCACCGCAUCCGACAUAUUUCAUUCCUAGAACGACGCGUCUAGAGCCGCAACUAGCCGCCGACCUCGCGCUUACAAGCGGCCUGCUUGCGUUACGUCUGCCAUGUGCGUCGCCUGUGCCGGAAUGGAACAUUCGUCUAGACAUUAUGCUUUUGCGGCUCUUUGCUGAGAGGAAUGACAUCCCCAACGCGGUUUGGAGCAUUCGCCGCAUCCAUAGCAAUGGUGCUGCCGAGUUGCAGGGGAUGAAGCAGAAAAACAAGACGGGCGAUAAAAAGUGGCACGCCUUGAGUGACUUGGUGCAAGAAUUGGCGCAGCAGCUGAGGCCCGGUGCUGCCAGAGGUGCUUUCUUCGAGACGGCCGAUAAAUGUCAGCAGGUUGUUUCGUUGUUGUGGGGAGAACGACUGAUUCCGAAGAAGGGGUUUAAUGGGUUAAUCUGGACAUUUAGGUGGGCUGGAUGA